AAACUGCAAUAUAAUAAUUAUUAUUUAGUAUAAAAACAUUUAAUUUUAUAACAUAAAUAUAAAAAUGGACAGUCAAAACCACCUGGACACUAUUGAUACGAGUAUGGAUAUUAAAGAGGUUCAUUCAAUUUGGCUUAAAAACCAGUUUAGAUCCGCAGAUAACGACAUUAACCACAAACUGAGCAGGGAUGAAAUAAUGUGUGUAUUGAAUCACAUGAAUCUAUCAAUAACUGAGAAGCAAGCAAUGACCCUGUUUGAUGCGGCUCAUAAUAGUAAGCAUCAAAUGAAUUUAAAAGGCAUGGGUGCCGGUGAUGUCCAAUUGGGUGCCUGUUGUCUCGAUGAAGAGGCUUUCCUCGACUUUUAUGAAUUACUUAAUAAAAGGCCAGAAUUGGAUCAACUCUUUCGAAAAAACUCAGUCAACGGUACCGAUGUUAUGGGUCAUCAAGAGUUGCAAAAGUUUUUGGUCACAAACCAAAAGAUGACCAAAAUUGGUUUAGAUGAUUGUAAGGCAUAUAUACAGCGAUUUGAAUCUCAAGACACACUGUACCCUGGAUUUAUGUCCAUUAAAGGUUUUUACAAUUUAUUCCGAUCACCAGAAUUUGAUAUAUUUAACAAAACCCAUAAUACUGUCUGUGAGGACAUGUCUCAGCCCUUAUCGGCAUAUUAUAUCUCCUCAUCUCAUAAUACUUAUCUUUUGGGAGGUCAAUUAGCCGGCACAAGUAGUGUAGAGGGCUAUCGGUUGGCACUGCUCAGUGGGUGUCGUUGUGUGGAACUGGAUGUCUGCGAUGGUAGAGAUGGUGAGCCUAUUGUUACCCAUCUCUACACACUGACCACUAAAAUACCGUUACUCGACGUAUUGGUCACUAUAAGGGAAUAUGCGUUCAAAACGAGUAAAUACCCGCUUAUACUAUCACUGGAAAACAAUUGCUCCGUUGAUCAACAAAUAAAAAUGGCCAUGCUUAUCAGGGAUGUUUUGAAAGACUAUCUAUAUGUGGACCCGGUAGACACCAGUAGUAGCAUACUAGGGCUCAAUAAAAAACAUUUGCCAUCUCCCGAGGCAUUAGAGUACAAAAUCCUAUUAAAAGGCAAAAAAUUGAUAAAAUAUGACACAAAAGAGAUGUCGCGAUCGGAUUCACUGAACAAUUGGGUCGCGAGUGAUACGGAAUCGGAUGACUCGGAUGAGCACGACUCGGAUGGGGAACUGGAGGUUGUGCUCAGCGAAACUGAGACUAAAAGUAUCGAGUAUUUAGACAAACCCGAGCCCAUACAGAUCCCGGACUGCGAUAACAUGCAAAAUAUGGGCGCAUGUAUGAGCGUAAGAAAGGACAAAUUAAAAUAUGAAUUGGCGAAACAGUUGUCAGAUUUGGUGACAUAUUGUGUGACAAAAAGCGAUGCUAACAAAUACGCUAAAUUCACUAAAAAUCACCUAGUUCGUGUGUACCCACGAGGUAGGAAAGUGCUGUCUGGUAAUUACGAUCCCAUUCCCCACUGGAAUACCGGCGCACAGUUAGUGGCCCUCAACUACCAGACCUACGAUACGCCCAUGAUUUUCAACAAAGCCUUAUUUGCGUUGAACGGCAAAUGUGGUUAUGUAUUGAAACCCAAGUAUUUGCGGAAAGGCAUGCUAUACGGCAUGAGUGACAUGAGACCUAAACAGGUUAAAAUGACAAUCAUUAGUGGACAGCAUAUUCCCAAACCGGGCAAUACAUUUGAGGGCAAAAUCAUCGACCCGUACGUUAAGCUCAGAGUAUACGGCCAUUCGGCCGAUUGGUACGAGUUUACGACAAAUGUGGUUAAGAGUAAUGGUUUUAACCCAAUUUGGGAGCAAACGCUUGAAUUCACUGUAAGGAUGCCGGAGUUGGCCAUUAUUUACAUUGCGGUUAAAGAUCACUUGACUAUUGGCAAAAAUGUGCUACUUGGCAGGUAUGCCAUACCAUUCAGGGCCAUUAUGCCAGGCUACCGUACCAUACGGUUGAUGGACAGUGAGAGUCGCAUAAUAGGUGUGUCCACUCUAUUGGUGUACAUAUCGUUCACAGAUUGUGCUGACUUUUGGUCGCCGACAGAGAAAUGA
Molecule: messenger RNA, 2071 nt
Organism: Oppiella nova
Lineage: Eukaryota; Metazoa; Arthropoda; Arachnida; Sarcoptiformes; Oppiidae
Source: the annotation of a GenBank genome assembly